Aspergillus caelatus is the source of this 834-nucleotide messenger RNA. RefSeq names its product kinase-like domain-containing protein. The coding region runs from base 1 to 834 and encodes 277 amino acids. Gene Ontology annotation, molecular function: ATP binding; protein kinase activity. The record is from RefSeq and is a predicted model, not a curated record. NCBI's taxonomy places the organism in Eukaryota, Fungi, Ascomycota, Eurotiomycetes, Eurotiales, Aspergillaceae. Gene Ontology annotation, biological process: protein phosphorylation; regulation of mRNA processing; spliceosomal complex assembly. The transcript has 5 exons.
AUGGCGUCAAUAUUCUACCGGCCAUCCCGAGUGCCUAGGCAAUUUUCUGCCUGGCGUACCUUGUUUCAACGCCCUGCAUCACCAGUGCGUGAGUUGUCUCGAUCACCUUUCACUCUCGAAUCAACGGAGAAAUUCGAGGAAGAAACACUGUCAUGGUACCAGGUGAUUGGUAAACUGGGCUAUGGUGGACACUCAACUGUUUGGUACAAUCAAGGAGCGAUGCGAACAUACGGAACUUUCACAAAUAUUCAAGGAAAGAACAUCAUGAUGGCUGUCGAAGACACUGCGAUCUUAGCCAACUUUGAAGAGGAAGAGAAAUCCAGUCCUAGCCCGCGGAAAGUCGUUGGAGAUCGGGUGAUCUAUGCAUCUCGAAAGCUGAGGAAAACCAAGCAACAUGGUCAACCUACGCUAUGUGAUUUUGGUCAGGCUCGGCGUGGGUCGAAUACUUACUGCGGGGAUAUUCAGCCUUAUAUCUACCGGGCUCCCGAGGUGCUAUUGCGAAUGCCUUGGAACGAAAAAGUUGACAUCUGGAAUGUCGGAGUGCUGGCAUGGGAUUUGUUCCAACAAGGUCAUCUAUUUUGCGCUCGAGAUUCAGAUAAGCAAAGCUCUGGUGCUCAUCAUCAGGCUGAGAUGAUUGCAAUCAUGGGGCUACCACCGAAAGAUAUGGUUUGGAGCAGUGUCUAUGCGACCGAAUUCUUCGACGGAGAAGGCAAUUUGGAGGGUGAACCGCAACGGCUGUUACUCCAAUUCCUGCACAAGAUGCUCAGAUGGAAGCCCGAGGAGAGAGAAUCGGCAAGAGAGCUACUGGACGAUCCUUGGCUACGGUCACCCUAA